Molecule: messenger RNA, 522 nt
Organism: Penicillium robsamsonii
Lineage: Eukaryota; Fungi; Ascomycota; Eurotiomycetes; Eurotiales; Aspergillaceae
Product: Calycin-like protein
Exons: 1
Coding region: 1-522 (173 amino acids)
Molecular function (GO): carboxy-lyase activity
Source: RefSeq, a predicted model, not a curated record
AUGCCGGUCCUUCCCUCUCUUGAAGGCUCAACCUUCGAUGCCGACAUCCGAGAUCGCCACAUGAUCUACGACUACGCAGCACAGGACGCCCAGGGCAACCCUGAAAAAUGGCGAUACGAAAUGUGGUUCUACAAUGAAGACCGCAUUGUCUAUGCUAUCCAUGGAGGUCCAAUGGCGGGCCGAAAGAAUUUCCAGUCGGCUACAUACCAAUGCAUUCGCCCUGGAGAGUUAUGGCAAUGUAACUGGCUCGAGGAGACUGGCACGAUCUGUUCGCUCGUGCAUGACAUCCCUAACAAACGCAUCACAACUUUAAUUGGGUUCUCCAAGGGCCAUUGGACCCAUAAUGAAGAAGCCCACGGGGACAAGCGCAACCCACAGGAUCUCGCCCGAUGGAGGCAACUAGCGAAGGUGGGCGCGAGUCAAGCCGAUCGCGUACUUUUGAGUGAGCAGGCGGAUAUACUGGAGGAUUUCAGGGGGGCUGGUGAUUUGGAACCAAUUAAGAUGGAGUGGUCGACAAUGUGA